AUGUUCACCAAUUUACAAUAUUUAAAUUUGAAUCCAUUUCUCUGUGAUCAACGAACAUCAUUCGUGUAUUCGCCUUUAACUGUGUUCUCGUCAACUUUAUUAGAAUUACAUGUCAAAGUAAACUUUAUUAAUGAUUGUCUUUAUUUACUUGAUGGUUGUUUCAAUCAACUUCGAACGUUCUGUGUUGAUAUAGUAUUUUCAAUUCCUCGUUCGCCUAUAAAAAUAAAUAAAGAAAAACUACCAAGUUUACGAUGUUUUUCGUUGUAUUAUCUUUCGAACAUACGUUUCUAUGAUACAAUAAUUAUACCACUCUUACAUCGAAUGUCAAAUUUAGAACAACUUAGUUUGUAUUUGUCGGUUAAUCGUAAUAAUGGAUUUGCUGAUGGAGUUGAUUUGCAGCAAAAUAUUAUUAAUUAUUUGCCGCGAUUAAAUCAAUUUCGGUUUAAGAUUCGUUCAACUAUAUUGUUAAACGAUCAAACUGAUUUACUAUCAAAUGAAAAUAUCCAACAUACAUUCAAAGAUUUUUCAAAUAGUCAAAUUAUUUCUUGUGCCAAUUAUUUUCUAGAAUCAAACAAAGGUCAAUGUCAUAUUUAUUCAUGUCCAUUUACAAUCAGAAGUUAUGAAAAUAUCGCAAAUAAUUUUCCAGGUGGAUUAUUUACAUGUGUUUGUAAUGUGUCAUUAUUUGAUGAACGUCCUUUUGAACAUGAAUUUUUUCUUCGAAUUGCUCAAUCAUUUCCAUUUAUAAAAAAAUUAUCUAUAAAUAAUCGAAAAGCACAAAAGAAUAAACAAAAUAGAAAAUUAAAAAAUAACAAUCAAGAUUUAUUAAUUAUUGAAUAUCCUUAUCUUAAGUGGCUUGGUUUUGAUGAGGCUCAUGAUGAUUAUGUGGAACAAUUUCUUCUUGAUACCAAAACAUGUUUACCGUCUAAUGUUGAUCUUUUAAUCGAUUAUAAACCUUUAAAAAGAGUGACACACAAUUUUAGGCGAAAAACAACACAAAAUAAUUGUGCAAAAGUGAGAUAUAGAUGUUGGGAGAAAAUUUCUCGAUUUCCAAAACAUUUCAAAGAUUAUUUUCUUGAGACGACAAAUGUAUGA
Molecule: messenger RNA, 1092 nt
Organism: Rotaria sp. Silwood1
Lineage: Eukaryota; Metazoa; Rotifera; Eurotatoria; Philodinida; Philodinidae
Source: the annotation of a GenBank genome assembly